AACUCCAUUUGCACGCUCAGAUUUCGCGUAUUCCGGUUCACAUACAAUAAUGUCGAAAGAAUUAGACGUAAAGGAUAAGAAGAAGAAGCGGCUCUUGAAACCAGAGAUUACAUCUAGCAGCCCAGACAUGAAGAAGACAAAGUCGAUCGACAGCCUGGCGUCUAAGGAGCCGAUACUGUUCCACAUGGAGGAGGAGGAGGAGGUGGACAGCCAUGACCCACACGAUGACCUCGGAGUCUUCAAGACCUCCUGUGACAUCAUGAGAGCUUCAGUCUCGGACAUAAACAAACUGAAGCAGAACAAAGAGGCUAAUGCAGAAGAAUUAGAGGAGAAGAGAAUCAAUGCAAGUCUGCAGUUUGUUGUCCUGAAGAAACUGAACCGUCUUGCUCACUUCCGUUGUCGCAAGGUCCGAGAGGGGACCAGUGAGGCCAAGCAGAGGAUCGACCAGUACCACCUGCAGCUGCAGAACUUGCUGUAUGAAGCCAUGCACCUCCAGAAGGAGAUCACCAAGUGUCUCGAGUUCAAGUCAAAGGACGAGGAGAUUGAGCUGGUAUCAGUGGGAGACUUCUACAAGGAGGCGCCUGCAGACAUCUCCAAACCAGAGCUGACUAAGAAGGACAAACAUCAACGGACCCUGGCCAGGCUAGACUGGGAGCUGGAACAGAGGAAACAACUGGCCUCCAAGUUGAAGGAGGCUCAGACUCAGAGAGAGGACAUCACGCAGGAGAUCAAGACCAAGCAGGACCACCUCGAGAGUCUCCAGCCCAAGCUGCAGUCCAUACUACAGGCCACAAAGCCAGUGCAGGGCUACCUUGGGAUGCAGUACGAUGAAGUGUGCGAGCAGCACGAGACAGCAUACCACCUUCCCCGACCACUGUAUGUCUUGUACAUGCAGGCCAGCGCCUACAAGGAGGCUUGUGACACACAGCUGAAAGUGACCAUAGAAGGAGAUAUUGAUGCUGCAAGGUCUCUUGUUACCACGGCGACACCAGACCUAGAUGAGGAGAGUGACAGCGAUCAAGAGGAGCAGGAGACAUCGAAAUCGAAGCGGAGGAGGAAGACGGUGGAAGCAAGGCAGACAGACAAGAAGGCGAAAGUUCUCCGCAAACACCCGCUGUCUGUCAUACUGGAUGUCACAACAAGAGAUGGCAGCAGUCUCCACCUGACCUUCCACUACCUACUGGUCCUCCAGAUCAUCACUGUCAAUGUCAAGGUCAACUGUGGUCCGGACACCAUCACCAACUCCAUAUCAGGAGGGGACCUGCUGUCUCUGGACUCCAUCUUAAAUGAACUCUACCCUGGUGACCAUGGCAAAACCACGCCCAAUCAGGCCAACCAGUAUGAACUGGUCAAACAAGGGAUGCAUGAGUUCAGUGAGUACCUGUGCGAGGUGGGACGGCCCUACAUGUGGGCGCAGUGGCUGGGGGGUCUGCAGUUCCUGGGAGACAACGGCUUGGAGAAGGCCAAGAGUUCUGUGAGUGCCAGCUACAUGCAGCAGACCAUCAAGAAGCUACGGCGUCGGAUCAAGUCACGUUUGUCACUGCUGCAACAGCUGGCUUCCCUCGAGCGGAACUCUAUCCCAGUCAGCAGUGAUGUCUUGAAGAACUUUCCUGCCAAGAUUCUGUCCCAUGUGACGUCAUGGCAACGGUCGACAUUCGAGGACUUUGCAUCCUUGCCAUAUACACGGUCAGCUAUUUCUACCGACAUGGCGCGAGAGACGGACAUGUUCUUCACCCUGACUAUGGAGCGGGGAUCAGCCAAGCUGACUUCGCAAGUGAUCAUCACGCCCGACUACCCCGCUGUGGCACCCAUGUUUGUUGUCAACAUCACCUGGCAGACGGACCGCAAUGCUGGCAAUGACAUUCAUGUCAAGGAGCUGGAGGAGGAGGUCAACAUCCACUACGAGGAGCUGGUGGGAAGGAAGUCACAAGGUCAGCUGCUGUCCAAUCAGCUUCAGCGUCUCCUCAUGUGUUUUGACGUCUACCUGGAGACCGAGUCACAUGAUGUGUCCUCACCUGUGGAGAUCCCCAAGGAGAAGGUGUUCCCCCGGACAGCUAGAGGCCCCAACAGGAAGAAGCCCUAUCGCUACAUGCCGGAUCUCAGCAUUUUUAUACAGCGGUAGCUUUCCAGCCAAUUCCACUGCAGGCUGAACCAGAAACACCGCAGGGUGUCACAAGACACAGAAACUGCUAAUACAGUUCAGCAGAGACAUGGAGAUUGUUUAGACCAAUGAGGUCAAAGCCUACAACCAACAACCCUUUUAAUACUGCAGCUGCAACUGUCGGAUGUAUUCAAUUUGUUUCUUUCAUAUUAUGUUUGUGACAUGAGUGGUAUUACAAGAGAAUGAUGUCUGGAAUCUUGUACAGACUAUUUUGUAACCAUGUAACCAUGGUAUCGGACCGUGCUUAUUUGAUGUGAAAUAUGUCUGGAAAAUAAAACUUACCAAAAGA
This is a messenger RNA of Haliotis rufescens (red abalone), 2450 nucleotides long. Its product is annotated as THO complex subunit 5 homolog. Gene Ontology annotation, biological process: positive regulation of DNA-templated transcription, elongation; mRNA export from nucleus. NCBI's taxonomy places the organism in Eukaryota, Metazoa, Mollusca, Gastropoda, Lepetellida, Haliotidae. The transcript is spliced from 18 exons. The record is from RefSeq and is a predicted model, not a curated record. The coding region runs from base 50 to 2122 and encodes 690 amino acids. Gene Ontology annotation, molecular function: mRNA binding. Gene Ontology annotation, cellular component: THO complex part of transcription export complex.